UAAUAUAAAUUCAUUAAUAAGUAGUAGUAGUAUACCAAAUAUUGUAAAUAAAUAAAUAAGUUAUUAAUUAGACAUUAUGACUGUUGAAGAUCUGAAGCCUCAAACUGUAGCUGUGGUUGGAGCAGGGUUAGUAGGAUGUCUUGCGGCACUUGCAUUCCAAAAGAAAGGAUUUGAAGUCACUUUAUACGAUAUGAGACCCGAUCCAACAUUAACUGAAGAUAGAAGACAAAAGAAUCUUCGGUCAAUUAAUUUAGCCGUUAGUAGCAGAGGUAUUGCUGCAUUAAAGUAUGUGGAUGAAGAAAUGGCUUCAAGAAUAUUAGAACAUAUCAUACCAAUGAAAGGUAGAAUGAUUCAUGAUAUUACUGGUAAAAAACAAGAAUCUCAAUUAUAUGGACUCUUUGGAGAAAGUAUUAAUUCUAUUGAUAGAUCAUUUUUAAAUGAAUGUCUUAUUAAAGAAAUUAAACUAGCUGGAGUUAAAAUUCAUUUCAAUUAUAAAUUAGUUAAAAUCUUGGGAUUAGAAAAACCUGAUGAAUUAGUUACUUUAUCAUUUGUACAUUCUCAUAGUGAAUUUCAUACUGCAAAAUAUGAUUAUUUGGUUGGAGCUGAUGGUGCUUAUUCUCAAGUUAGAUAUCAAAUGCAAUAUUUUAUGAGAAUGAACUUUUCUCAAGAGUAUAUAGAUAUGCAAUACUUGGAACUUUAUAUUCCUCCAAAUAAUGAUCCCGAAGCUUCCAGUAAAUUUUCUAUUGAUGCUAAUCAUCUUCAUAUAUGGCCAAGACAUAAUUAUAUGCUUAUUGCAUUGGCCAAUGAAGAUGGAUCAUUCACAUCGACAUUUUUCAGUCCUUGGUCAGUUAUUGAAUCAAUUAAAUCUUCUGAUGAAUGGCUUACAUUCUUUGAAAGUAAUUUCCCUGAUGCUUAUAAAUUAAUUGGAAGUGAACAAUUGGCUCAAGCAUAUGAUCAUAAUCCUCGUGGAGCUUUAAUGAGAGUAAAUGUUUAUCCUUAUCAUGAUCCUAAUGGUAAGGCUCUUUUAAUUGGUGAUGCUGCUCAUUCUAUGGUUCCAUUCUAUGGUCAAGGUAUGAAUUGUGGAUUUGAAGAUGUUAGAGUAUUAAUGGAGUUAUUGGAUCAAACGAAUUUGAAUGUUAAUGAAGCAUUCCAACAAUAUUCCGAUGCUAGAAAGAAAGAUGUGGAUGCUAUUUGUAAACUUGCUUUGGACAAUUAUAAGGAGAUGUCAUCUAAAGUUACUAAUAGUUGGUUUUUAUUAAGAAAGAAAUUAGAUUAUACUUUAGGAAGAUAUAUUCAUGGUAGAUUAAUUCAAUGGCUUCCAUUAUAUACCAUGAUAUCGUUCCGUGAUGAUAUUCCUUAUUCUAAGGCCAUUGAAAUAGAAAAAAGACAAUCUAAAAUUUUAUCUAGAAUUCAAUAUGGUACAGUUGGAGCUGUACUUGUAUAUGCUACUAUAUAUGCCGCAAAAUUCUGGCAUAAAUUUAAUAGGCAAAAUUAGAGCUACAUAUAUUGCCAACAAUUAAUGACUUAACGUUACCAAAUGUUUAUAUUCAUGACAAUUCCACUAUAUAAAGGCUUCAAUACACUUAUAUAUAUAUACACACACACACCUUGUUACUAUAAUAAUAAUAUAAUUUAAUACCUACUAGUU
This is a messenger RNA of Scheffersomyces amazonensis, 1648 nucleotides long. It is a transcript of the gene BNA4, whose product is annotated as kynurenine 3-monooxygenase. Lineage: Eukaryota; Fungi; Ascomycota; Pichiomycetes; Serinales; Debaryomycetaceae. Bases 77 to 1495 code for a protein of 472 amino acids. The transcript has a single exon. Gene Ontology annotation, biological process: L-tryptophan catabolic process; quinolinate biosynthetic process. Gene Ontology annotation, cellular component: mitochondrial outer membrane. Gene Ontology annotation, molecular function: kynurenine 3-monooxygenase activity; FAD binding. The record is from RefSeq and is a predicted model, not a curated record.